Messenger RNA from Malurus melanocephalus (red-backed fairy wren), 8068 nucleotides. It is a transcript of the gene NSD2, whose product is annotated as nuclear receptor binding SET domain protein 2. NCBI's taxonomy places the organism in Eukaryota, Metazoa, Chordata, Aves, Passeriformes, Maluridae. The transcript is spliced from 26 exons. Bases 415 to 4701 code for a protein of 1428 amino acids. The record is from RefSeq and is a predicted model, not a curated record. Gene Ontology annotation, cellular component: nucleus; chromatin. Gene Ontology annotation, molecular function: protein binding; histone H3K36 methyltransferase activity. Gene Ontology annotation, biological process: regulation of DNA-templated transcription.
CCCAGGAGCGGCGUUCGCCCAGCACCGCCCCGCGGCGCCGGGCACGCUGGGAGCCGUAGUCCGGGAGUGCACGAAAAAAAAUGGGUGGAAAGCUGCUGGGACUGUCUGUGGACAAGAUGGCUGCCAGCCCUGCCAACAAGAUGGCUGCCCUAAGGCCAGGGUUCCUGAGGGACAAGGGUGCCAUGGGAUCAGACCUCUCCUGYCUCACAGCUCGGACCCGGAAGAUGCACAUAACAUCAGCCCUUCAGCAAAUACUACAUGGCCAGUUGCUGUAGCAAUUGCAAAAGGAGUGUUCAACACCCAGUGGCUUGAUGGGAAUKAUGCUAUUCUUAGCACAGCGGUACUACAACCAUGCCCAGCUUCCGCCUGAGACAGCAGACAGUGGCAGUGUAAGACUGGAAACAUCUGGGCUGAAUGGACUUUAGCAUCAAAAGAAGCUCUCAACUGUUAACUCAAAAAAUUAACUACAUCAAAAUGAAGCAGGUACCAGAGAUCCUUGGAAAUACYAAUGGGAAACCCCAGAAUUGUGAAGUGAAUCGUGAAUGUUCCGUCUACUUGGGCAAAGCACAACUUUCUGCCACCCUGCAGGAAGGUGUCAUGCAAAAAUACAAUGGCCAUGAGACUCUUCCRUUUAUUCCCGCUGAUAAAUUGAAAGAUCUGACCUCUCGGGUGUUUAAUGGCGAGUCCGGGGCCCAAGAUGCAAAGCUGCGCUUUGAACCCCAGGAAAUAAAGGGAGUUGGAACACCCCCCAACACUACUCCUAUCAAGAACGGCUCUCCAGAGAUAAAGCUGAAAAUCACUAAAACCUACAUGAAUGGGAAGCCUCUUUUUGAAUCUUCCAUUUGUGGAGACAAUGGUGCAGAUGUGUCUCAGUCAGAGGAAAAUGAACAAAAGCCAGCAAACAAGGAGAGGAGAAGCAGAAAAAGAAGCAUAAAAUAUGACUCCUUACUUGAGCAGGGUCUUGUUGAAACAGCRUUAGUAUCAAAGACUUCAAGCACCACUGAAAAGAAGGCUCCUGCUAAGCGAGAUCCAACCYUAAGUUCCAUCAAAGAGGAAAAAGUCCAUCUUUUGAAGUAUAAUAUAGGAGAUCUAGUGUGGUCAAAAGUGUCUGGUUUCCCAUGGUGGCCAUGUAUGGUGUCUGCUGAUCCUGUUCUUCAUUCCUACACUAAACUAAAAGGACAGAAAAAAAGUUUUCGCCAAUAUCAUGUUCAGUUUUUUGGAGAUGCCCCAGAGCGAGCCUGGAUAUUUGAGAAGAGUCUGGUGCCCUUYAAAGAAAAAGACCAGUAUGAACACUUAUGCCAAGAGAGUGCAAGACAAGCCCUCACUAAAUCAGAGAAAGUAAAGAUGCUAAAGCCCGUGUCAGGGAAGCUGCGGCCACAGUGGGAGAUGGGUGUGAAGCAAGCCAGUGAAGCAGUGAGCAUGACAGUGGAGGAACGCAAGGCCAAGUACACCUUCAUCUAUGUCAGGGACAGACCUCAUCUUAAUCCUCGAGUGGCAAAGGAGGUUGGCAUUGCUGUGGAACCCUUGGAGGAGAUGGAUGAGUCAUCCUACUCAAAUGAAGAAACCACUCCAAAUCUGAAAUCCAUGAAGGAGUCUGGCAUUCCUAGCAAGAGGAGGAGAAGGACAUCAAAACUGUCUGCUGCUGAUGAUAUGCAAGARAGCAGUCAGUUGGAGGAUAAGAAUACUACUCCUCAAAAGUCAUCUGAACAGGCAGAAUCCAAAAGAGGGAUAGGSUCCCCUCUCAAUAGAAAGAAAACUCCAGCAUCUACUCCACGAAGCAGAAAGGGCGAUGCAGUAUCUCAGUUUUUGGUCUUUUGUCAGAAGCACAGAGAUGAGGUGGUUGCUGAACAUCCAGAUGCUUCAAGUGAGGAGAUUGAAGAACUGCUCGAAUCGCAGUGGAACAUGCUUAGUGAAAAACAGAAAGCUCGCUAUAACACAAAGUUUGCCAUAGUGACCUCUCCCAAAUCUGAAGAAGACUCUGGUUCAUCAUUGAAGAAUAUUGGAGAGGCCAAACGUAAAGUGUUUCAAGACUCACCUAAAAGGAGAUCAAGAUCCAGAAGUAAUUUACAUGGAAAUAAAAGAAACCAAAAAAAGAGGACAAAGGAGCCUACAGAAGAUUUUGAAGUUCAGGAAGCACCUAGGAAAAGACUCAGGAUGGAUAAACAGAAUAAUCGGAAGAAUCACAGAAUCCUUAGGAUUGGAAGGGGCCUCUGGAAAUCAUCCAGUCCAAUCCCCCUGCCAAGACAAAGUCAUCUAGAGCAGGUUACACAGGAAUGUGUCCAGAGGGAGACAAGCAAUGACAAAACAGCAAAAACAAACUCUUCUAAGGUCACAGAACCCUCCUCUUCACUAAAGAACCAGUCAGCAACGAAAAAUCUGUCUGAUGCAUGUAAACCUCUGAAGAAGCGAAAUCGGGCUUCAGCAGCAGAAUCUUCAACUCUUGCUUUUAGCAAGAGUUCAUCUCCUUCAGCUUCCUUAACUGAGAAUGAGAUCUCUGAUGGCCAAGGAGAUGAGCGCUCAGAAUCCCCCUAUGAAAGUGCUGAUGAAACUCAGACUGAAGUUUCUAUAUCAUCCAAAAAAUCUGAGCGAGGAGCAGGAACAAAAAAAGAAUAUGUGUGUCAGCUGUGUGAAAAAACAGGUGAUCUCCUACUGUGUGAAGGACUUUGCUAUCGAGCUUUUCAUGUAAGCUGCCUUGGGCUCUCUGGAAGACCAGCAGGAAAAUUCAUUUGUAGUGAAUGUACWUCAGGUGUGCACACCUGUUUCGUGUGUAAGGAGAGAAAGGCAGAUGUGAAACGCUGUGUUGUGUCUCACUGUGGAAAAUUCUACCACGAAGCUUGUGUGAAAAAAUUUCAUCUCACUGUCUUUGAGAACAGGGGGUUUCGAUGUCCUCUCCACAGCUGCCUCAGUUGUCAUGUUAGUAACCCCUCACAUCCACGAAUUUCAAAAGGGAAGAUGAUGCGCUGCGUGCGCUGCCCGGUYGCGUACCACGCCGGCGACGUUUGCAUCGCGGCGGGAUGCGCCGUCAUCGCCUCCAACAGCAUCGUGUGCACCAACCACUUCACUGCCAUGAAGGGGAAGAGCCACCACGCCCAUGUCAAUGUCAGCUGGUGCUUUGUGUGCUCCAAAGGUGGAAGUUUGCUGUGCUGCGAGUCGUGCCCGGCCGCCUUUCACCCUGACUGCUUAAACAUCGAAAUGCCAGAUGGGAGCUGGUACUGCAAUGACUGCAGGGCGGGCAAGAAGCUCCAUUUCCAGGAUGUUAUUUGGGUUAAACUGGGAAAUUACAGAUGGUGGCCUGCAGAAGUUUGCCAUCCGAAAAACGUUCCCCCAAAUAUCCAGAAAAUGAAGCAUGAAAUCGGAGAAUUUCCUGUGUUUUUCUUUGGUUCUAAGGAUUACUAUUGGACGCACCAAGCACGGGUGUUCCCUUACAUGGAGGGAGACAGAGGGAGUAGAUACCAAGGGAUCAAAGGAAUUGGAAAAGUCUUCAAAAAUGCUUUGCAAGAGGCUGAAGCUCGAUUUCGAGAAAUAAAGCUACAGCGAGAAGCCAAAGAAACCCAGGAGAAUGAACGUAAACCUCCACCAUACAAACACAUUAAGGUGAAUAAACCUUGUGGUAAAGUGCAGAUAUACACUGCUGACAUAUCUGAGAUUCCCAAGUGCAACUGCAAACCCACGGAUGAAAACCCUUGUGGCUUUGAUUCCGAGUGCCUCAAUCGGAUGCUGAUGUACGAGUGCCACCCACAAGUUUGUCCAGCGGGAGAGCGGUGCCAGAACCAGUGCUUUACCAAACGUCAGUACCCUGAGACAAAGAUCAUCAAAACUGAUGGCAAAGGGUGGGGUUUGGUUGCCAAGAGGGACAUUAAAAAGGGGGAGUUUGUGAAUGAGUAUGUGGGAGAGCUGAUUGAUGAAGAGGAAUGUAUGGCAAGAAUCAAAUAUGCACAUGAAAACGACAUUACCCACUUCUAUAUGCUUACUAUUGAUAAGGAYCGUAUUAUUGAUGCUGGCCCCAAAGGAAACUAUUCGCGGUUUAUGAAUCACAGCUGCCAACCAAAUUGUGAAACUCUAAAGUGGACAGUGAAUGGAGACACUCGGGUCGGGCUCUUUGCUGUGUGUGACAUUCCUGCAGGGACGGAGCUGACUUUUAAUUACAACCUUGACUGUCUGGGGAAUGAAAAAACAGUCUGCAAAUGUGGUGCCCCAAACUGCAGUGGAUUUCUUGGAGACAGACCAAAGAAUUCUUCCACUAAUGCCUCAGAAGAAAAAGGCAAGAAGACCAAAAAAAGGACACGGAAACGCAAAACGAAAAAUGAAGGGAAGAAAGAAUCUGAAGAUGAUUGUUUCCGUUGUGGUGAUGGAGGCCAGCUGGUAUUGUGUGACAGGAAGUCUUGUACUAAAGCUUAUCAUCUCUCCUGUCUUGGUUUGGUGAAACGUCCUUUUGGGAAGUGGGAGUGUCCUUGGCACCACUGUGAUGUUUGUGGCAAACCUUCUGUUUCUUUCUGCCACUUCUGCCCAAACUCUUUCUGCAAGGAGCACCAAGACAGGACAGUACUAAAUUCUAUGUUGAAUGGACAGUUAUGCUGCUCUGAACAUGUUCUCGGGGUGGAUUCUGUUGAAACUCGGAAGACUGAGAAACCCCGCAAAAAACUGAACAAGUUGAAGCCUAGGAGAAAGAGGAACAGAUGGAUGAGAGCUGAAUGCAAAUAGUCAUGGACUGCAGUUUCUACUGCUAACACUAUCUUGUAGAUAAGUUGUGAAUAUGACCAGGGAAGGACACAAUUUUACAUAUAUUCUGUAAAGGUUACAAUGGGGGGGGAGGGUGGGAUUUUUUGUUUUGUUUUUAUAAAUCCACUGAGCCAACCACAGCAGUCUUCUGCUGCUUCUGCACUGAUAACGAACUGCAUAGUUCAGCAAACUUCAGGACAAACCAAACUUAUUACUCAGCAUUACAGUUACACUUGAAUUGUUACGAAUGUAAAAUGUUCCCUCCAAAAUACUUGCAGGUUGGAGGUAGGUUAAAAUCAAACCAGGUAGGCGUAAACAUAGUUUUUUGAGAUAGUAUUUGUCAACCAACAGAUGUUUGAAAUAGUAUAUCCUUGAAAGAAGUUGUUAGUUCUCAAGUCCUUUUGAGUAAGAAAUGGCUUGGUCUGUGGUCCCAAUGAGAUUUGCUUGCCUUGUGUGUUUUUGAGCAAGUGCUUGAAUGCCAGUCAUGACCCAGGUGCGUCUCUCACUACAACCACRCACACAGCAAUUGGUUUGAGCUCUUCGAAAAUUAUUCUGAAACAAUCAUGAUCCUUAAUAUCCUUCCACCCAGAAUUGUGGUGCGCGGUGGCAAAGGCACGCCCUGUACCAGAGAGGGGGAAUCYUACUUCGUGAGAGAUUUUCUUCUGUACUGUUUUUUCCUGUAUUUCAUCCCAGCAAACUUGAAGUGACUUAGUCUUGCAGAGCUGUGUAAGUCUGGACUUAAAGGGAUAUUGUCUUGCAAUCUGGGCCCAAUACUCUAGGAUUUUUGUGUCUUAAUACAAACAAAUCUUACAAAAGUUAUUAUUUGGAAAAAAUUACUUGGUUUUUUUUGUUCCAUAACGUCAAGUAGAGGAAAAUUUUGAUUUGAAGUGCUUGGAGUCCAAGCAUUGAAAUUGUAUGGCAAUGCAAGAAAUGCCCAACAAGGAGCAAAGCCAYGCCCAUGAAUAAAACAGAAAGUGAAACUUAAAACAAUUAAGUAAAAGUGAAAUAGAUUUUUGAAGAGGCACRUAAGAAUUUUGAUGUGAAAUUUAUCCUGACUGUUCCUUUUGAUAAAGUUURUAUAAAACUGACUUCUUGACUUGACAUACUGAAUUUUUUUGUUACAUUUUAGGAGCUCUGCUCUGGACUAUGCUGUCACCAUUGUGUUGUGUCAGCAAAGCUGUUUUGAAUUCCUUGCUCCCAUUAGCAAUAGGUUUUCAGAAGCUUGCAGUGAGAUGAAUAUACAAGACUUAGGAUUGAUGGAAAUUAUAUUAGAACUAGGAAAAAACAGUAAAGAAGAAUGUCUUUGYCAGUUUUCUUCCCAGUUCAUGUCCUUGGCGUGUGAUUAGGCAGCRUUGCAAGCACAUUUUGAGUUGUGCCGUUGUGACCCACCCUCCGUAAACACCACGUGCACCUCCAUGUCCAUUUAGCCAUUUGUGUAUGUUCUAGCUUAGUUUACCCUUAAUAGUGCAGAAACUCYAUGUAGCCCUUUUGAAAAUGAAGCCUUGUUGUAUCAUGGAAACGUAUGGGGUUUUCCCAAGGAUUUGAUUUCGUUUUUGAAAUUACAAAAAUCCCCAUUUAUUCCCAGCACAUAGAAACUUCGGUUUUAUUAGAAGCUAUUAAUUGAAAGAGGUUUUAAAUGUUGCAUUGCCCUAUGUUGAACUCUUUGUAUUCUGUUUUGUGACCAAAAUGCUUUGGAUUUUGAAACAAUUUUAUAAACACUGUUGGAAGGUUUAUAUUUUUUCCAAAUAAUUUUGAAGAAAUAGCACAGUUCAAAAUCAGGAGAAGUGUUACAUGUUUUUGUUUUUUUAAAUGGUAUGCCAAGCCUUGUGCUAAAAUUCAAGAAUCCUUAAUUGAUUUUGAGGGAAACUUUUCUCUCUGCCAUGGGACUGAAGAGCAGUCCUAUGCCUAAAAUCAAAACCAAAAAAUGGUAUUAUGGGUGUUUCUCUAAUAUUGGGUUUUGAGGGAAGGAAAACUAGGUCAAGUAGUAAAGCAGAAUACUUUCCUCAUUGCUUUAAAACAAAAUGAAGGAAUUUGAUGUCAUUGGGACCAUUCUUUGAAUAYUAUACCAUGUAAGGAAGGCUUUGUAAGAAUCCCUUUAAGUAAGUUAUUAUAAAAUUUUACAUUCCAUUGCUUUUAUAAUUUUGUAUUUUUUUUAGUUGUUUUGUUGCUUUUUCCACUUCAUGUGUAGGUGUAACAGCUCUGGCACUCUGCAACAGUGAUGUCCCAGUUCCUAAGAGGCAGAUCCUCACUUCCAGAAGCCUCUGUCUCAGUUACUGACAGGCAAUGCUGCAGUAACAUCCCCGUUUGGGAUGGGGCACGGAGCUCUGGGGGCUCACAAGCACAUUUAGGACGCAGGACAGCCACCCCUUUAUGUCUGGGGACAUAAAGACUUGGGGACACARAGCCUCUUUAUAUUCACACAAACAGAUCUGAGCCGGGGGCUGUUUGACCUUCUGCUUCCUUCUACCUCUCCCUGCUCUUUUCUCCUCCACUCUCUGGGCCCACGGAGUUUGGCAUCACUGAGACUGCAGACCAGGAGUUCACUUGUGAGUUCCUAAGAAUUCAUUCAUUCUGCUGGGCACAUCCUUUAGACUGAUCUUGGAAGGAAAUGUGGAUUGUAUUCUCCCUGGCCAUGUAACCCUGCGAGCUCAGCUCAGGCACUCAGGUGGUGAYCUGGGAGAAUUUUGGGUUCUGUACCAGGACAGGUGGGGUUUAGGUACAUUUUAAUGAAGGCUUCUGUACCUUACUCUGCAUCCUGAGAAAACAGGCUAAAGUUCUGUUUAAAAAAGAAGAUAAAAGUUUUGACAUUGUUUUCCUUCUCCCACUGUUAAAAUACAAGGUAAAACAAUCCUUAAAACUUGAGCUUUCUCAUGAUGCAACUCGAUAUUUUUUAGCAUUCAGCAACUUAAAAGAUUUUCUGUUAUAAAUUAAUCUAAAAAACGUCUAACUGUGGCAUAUUAUGUGGCCUUAAAUGAUGUUCUUUGUGUCUUGCCCAUCAAAGUAGCAAAAUGUCUUUCCUUUUCCAGCAAAAAGCUGAUACAUGACAGCCAAUUUCGGRAUUUGUUGUUCUUUUAUCACAUGAGCAAGGAUGGAAACAAUUUUCAGUUGAAUAUGUUAGAUGUAUUUUCAUACAACCUAGGAAAAAUAAUCAGAGUAAAUGUCUGUUUUGUUCAAUAGCUUUGUGUUCAUGGUCAGGUUUUAGGAGGUUUUUUAUUUGAUUUACUUGGAAAAGCAAAGUAUCUUGAAAGAUGUAUUAAUGGGAUUUUUCCACAUUGUUGAGUCUCAUUAUUCCAUGUCUGACUGCUUGAGAAGUUCAAUGUCUUAUUAAAUGUUGAAUUUUAUUCCUAGU